AUGCCUGGCCUUCGACUUGGAUCCAUUGCGCCCAACUUUACCGCCGAGACGACGCACGGCGUGCUCAACUUCCACGAGUACCUCGGUGAUUCGUGGGGAAUCCUUUUCUCGCACCCGGACGACUUUACGCCCGUUUGCACCACGGAGCUCGGCGAGGUGGCACGCAAGGAGGCCGACUUCAAGGCGCGCGGUGUCAAGGUCAUCGGUCUGUCCGCUAACGACGUCCAGUCGCACGAUGCGUGGAUCAAGGACAUCAACGAGGUAGGAAAGACGUCGGUCAACUUCCCCAUCAUCGGCGAUAAGGAUCGUAAGGUCUCGACCGAGUACGACAUGCUCGAUGCCUUGGACCCCACCAACGUCGAUGCCAAGGGCAUCCCCUUCACCGUCCGAGACGUCUUUGUCAUUGACCCCAAGAAGGUCAUCCGCCUCAAGAUCAGCUACCCCGCCUCGACGGGACGCCACUUCGACGAGAUCCUUCGUGUCAUCGACUCCCUGCAGAUCGGCGACAAGUACCGUGUGACCACCCCCGUCAACUGGCAAAAGGGCGACAAGGUCAUCGUUCACCCCAGCGUCCAGGGCGCCGAGGCCGAAAAGCUCUUCCCCGGCUACGAAACCGUUAAGCCCUACCUCCGAUUCACUAAGGACCCCUCCGCCUCGUCCGCCUAA
This is a messenger RNA of Kalmanozyma brasiliensis GHG001, 666 nucleotides long. RefSeq names its product Peroxiredoxin, C-terminal. The record is from RefSeq and is a predicted model, not a curated record. Gene Ontology annotation, molecular function: peroxiredoxin activity. Gene Ontology annotation, cellular component: mitochondrion; cytosol. Bases 1 to 666 code for a protein of 221 amino acids. Gene Ontology annotation, biological process: cellular oxidant detoxification; cell redox homeostasis. NCBI's taxonomy places the organism in Eukaryota, Fungi, Basidiomycota, Ustilaginomycetes, Ustilaginales. The transcript has a single exon.